Molecule: messenger RNA, 4995 nt
Organism: Ctenopharyngodon idella (grass carp)
Lineage: Eukaryota; Metazoa; Chordata; Actinopteri; Cypriniformes; Xenocyprididae
Gene: adcyap1r1a
Product: adenylate cyclase activating polypeptide 1a (pituitary) receptor type I
Exons: 15
Coding region: 246-1745 (499 amino acids)
Biological process (GO): adenylate cyclase-modulating G protein-coupled receptor signaling pathway; cell surface receptor signaling pathway
Cellular component (GO): neuron projection; plasma membrane
Molecular function (GO): peptide hormone binding; vasoactive intestinal polypeptide receptor activity; G protein-coupled peptide receptor activity
Source: RefSeq, a predicted model, not a curated record
CUGGUGUUUCUCAGUGCAGGUGAUUGUCAGCAGCAGCAGAGACUGUGAGGGAAUCACCAAGCACACGAGCUCUCUUCACUCUCACGCUCCUCUAGUGCACUACAGACCUUCAUUACUCCAGUCUGUCGAUGUAAGACGCGGAUGACAAAGUUGAAAUCGCAGGUGCACGAAGCGAACCGUCCAUUUGCAGAGGUUAUAAAGAAGAAGGAGGAUUAUAUCGCGUGCCAUUCUGUGAUGGCUUUAUAAUGCUGUACGUGAGAUCUCUGGGAACAAUCGUGAGCAGAAUGCAUAGACACACGGCAAGAGCGUCCUUCCUCGUCCUCUUCCUCAUCAUUAGCCUGAUGUGGCCCAUACAUUCAGAGAUCUCCAACUGUGUCAUCAAGCGUGAGGAGGAGAGAUGCUUGGAGCAAAUCAGGCUACAUGACCCCAAAGAAGAUGAAAAGUUUGAGUGUCCGUGGGAGUGGGACAAUCUGACCUGCUGGAAGGCUGCCGCUGUUGGUGAGGUCAUGGAGGUCAACUGUCCCGAGCUCUUUGAGUUCAUGAGUCCAGAAGAGGGACCUGGCAAGAUCAGCAGAAACUGUACGGAGUUCGGUUGGUCUGAACCGUAUCCACAUUAUGUUGAUGCCUGUAUGACAGAUGACAACACAACCAAGCCUGACAUGUACUAUGCAUCUGUGAAGGCUCUCUAUACAGUUGGCUACAGCACAUCUCUGGUGUCUCUGACCACAGCUAUGGUCAUUCUGUGUCGGUUCAGGAAGCUUCACUGCACCCGGAACUUCAUCCACAUGAACCUGUUUGUGUCCUUCAUCCUGAGAGCCAUCUCUGUGUUCAUUAAAGAUGGGGUUUUGUAUGCAGAGGAGGACAGUGACCACUGCUUUGUUCAUACUGUGGGGUGUAAGGCAGUGAUGGUCUUCUUCCAUUACUGUGUGAUGUCAAACUACUUCUGGCUCUUCAUCGAAGGUCUCUAUCUCUUCACACUGCUGGUGGAAACCUUCUUCCCUGAGAGACGCUACUUCUACUGGUACACUAUCAUCGGUUGGGGAACGCCCACCAUUUGUGUGACCAUAUGGGCUGUUCUGCGUCUUCAUUUUGAUGAUUCUGGUUGCUGGGACAUGAAUGAUUAUACUGCCCUCUGGUGGGUGAUCAAGGGACCUGUUGUGGCAUCAAUCAUGAUUAAUUUCGUCCUCUUCAUUGGAAUCAUCAUAAUCCUGGUGCAGAAGCUGCAGUCUCCAGACAUUGGCGGGAACGAGUCCAGCAUCUACCUCAGCUGUGCACAGAAAUGCUUCAGUGAGCCCACACAGGCCGCCCAGCAUUCGUGCAGGAUGUCAGAGCUUUCUACCAUCACGCUGCGGCUGGCGCGGUCCACCCUGCUCCUCAUCCCUCUGUUUGGAAUCCACUACACUGUGUUUGCCUUCUCCCCGGAGGAUUUCAGCAAGCGGGAGCGACUGGUGUUUGAGCUGGGCCUGGGCUCCUUCCAGGGCUUUGUGGUGGCCGUGCUGUACUGCUUUCUGAAUGGAGAGUUUCUCCCUAAAGGUGCAGUCGGAGAUAAAGAGGAAAUGGAGGAGUUGGACGGUGAACAGGUACUUUGCUGUGGACCUGAAGCAGCAGCGUCACCCUUCGCUAGCGAGCAGUGGGGUGAACGGGGGGACGCAGCUGUCCAUCCUCAGCAAGAGCAGCUCACAGAUACGCAUGUCCAGCCCACUGGCCGAGACGGUCAACCUCAACCUGCCCACCUGAGCGCCUGAUUGGCCCACUCCUCUGCCCGUCAGUCCCUAAAGCCCCGCCCUUCAACUCACCCUCUUCACCUGCAGUAGGGCCGGCCAAUCACAAUUAGAGAAGAACUAUUAAUUAUUCAUGAAUUCUCUGGAUAGUAUUUAAAGAUUCCCAACAAGAUCCACCAUUUAUCAGUUAGAAAAGAUUCAUCCAGGGAUAUAUUUAUAGUGCCAAAACUGUUUUGAGAUUAUGCUAACAAAAGUUGCAAUUCAGGUUAGGAAGCUUUUUGACCAUAACGCAACUUUUUGAAGGCUUUCUAAUUAAUCUAAUAAGAAAACAACAAUAUGAGCAUAAAAGAAUGUCAUUUUAUCACAAGGGUUGUAAGUUCUUUCUCAGUCAAUAAUAAUGCAGAGCAGGGGCUGUACGCUUCACAUUGCUGCCAUAAACGCCAAAAUGAGAUCGCAGCAGAAAUUCCAGUGAAUUUUCAUAUCGCAUUAUGAGCCAUAGAGAAUGUGAAUCGUUUGUGGUUAGAAUGUAGUCAGAGAAACAUCCAUUUCAAACAUUCAUUUCUGUCAAACCAAUAGCACAUUGCUUUCUAGUUAUGAACGUUAGUGUCUAAUCAGAGAGAGAGACGGGUUACAAUUCAGUGUUAUGAUAAGAAAAAAUAAUAACAUAAAGUGCCAAAACAUGACUAUUUAAGUACGGUUUUAUCUGCAAGCUACUGUGUUUAUCAUACACUAUAAAAGAAAAUGUACAGACUUCGUGUUGCUCGUUCAAAUGCUGUGUAUUUGAUUAAAUGUUCACAGAGAGAUUGUAAAACAUAUUUUUUUACAAUCAGCCGUAAGUACAGAGUAUGUCAACAAUAUAAAGACUUAUGAAUGACUCAUGAAUUUAGAUUAUAUGUAAAUGUUGUUAUGGUUUGUGUUUCGAUUUAGCUUUCAGACUAUAUUCUUCUUGCCAUGCGAAUGGUUUAUAACUACACAGAGCCAAUAUAAACAAAUCAAGGAUUGUCAAAAAAAAAGUUAGUGAACAAUUACCGGAACUAUUCCCGCAGUUCCCUCUGAUGUAUUCUGAAGUGCCUGUUGGUCACAAAAAUAGCUUUGAUGGAUCUAUUCUAAACAACCAGUGCCAUGCAGUAUCGAUUUAAUUAUUAGUCAUUUAGUAGAUUAACAGAUUCAGUGUUCAGAUUGCUGUUACAAUCUUUAAUUUAUACAGAGUAGGAAUAUAUUCAUUUUUAUGUGGUAUUAGAGUGCAUAUAUAAGCUUUGAGAUGCGCAAAUCAAUGCCAUCACGUUACUAUCAGGUGCAUUAUAAAUGCUUUUUAGGGCUGACAUGUUCAACUGUGGGAGAAAGGCGACAUCUGAGUGCAGUGUGAUCGUGUUAAAGGGGUAUUUCACCCAAAAUUGUAGAUUCUGUCAUCAUGUGUACUGACAUUCAAGUCUUUCCAAACCUGACUUUUUGAAUGUUUAUCGUCUUAGAAUGAAACCAUACAGUAUGUCAAGCUCCAAAAGGCCAAAAAAGCACUUUUAGUGCCAUAAACUGUAAACUUUUUGGUGGCUAUAUGAUUUUAUUAAAUGAGAAAAGUGUUUGAAAUGGCAUGAUGAUGAGUAAAUGAUGACAGUUUUUAAUUCUUUUUGGAUUGAACCCUUUUAAAGCUUGAGAGACAGUUAACCCCAACCCUUUACAAGUACAAUCUCUGAUGUCAAUUUAUGAAUCCAACCAAAUUUACUCCAUCACCACUGACUGACAAUCAUAAUUAGUUAUCACUCACAUUUUACAUGUUUGAUCACAAGAACAAUGUGCAUCAGUGUAUAAAGCGGCAACGCUCUCUGCUAACAGUGUUGUUUAUUUCCAGUACAGUAUUAUUCUCUGCUGUGAAGUUCUACAGUGUAAAUUCUCUGUAUAUGUUAAAGACGCACAUGUGCCAGUAAAUGAUGGAUGUACCAGCACUCUCUCUUUACAUUAGCCAACAAGUCAACAUGAAGUACCAACGAUGUAUGUAAAACUUCUGUGAUUAUGAACGUGCCAGUUUUGAAGUGCAAUAUGCUUUUGUUGCAGCUCAUAGUUGUCUGUGUAUUAUAUUGGAGGCAGAGUUGAGAUGAUUGAAAUGUACAGUGAAAGUAAUGGUCGUGUAGAUCGCACAAAUCUUUCUUUUAAAUGAUGUGGAAAAUAAUGUCCCCCCCCCGAUGGAUGUGUAAAUUGUGCCACUAGAAUCAUCACCAAACGAAAGUGCAAAAAUAAUGACAGGUUUCGUACACUCUCCCCAUCUUCCAUUGGCCGGAUAAAAAAAUAGCCCCGCCCCAAACUUGCGCCAUUGGUUGAAACACAAUUGCAGUUCUUUUAAAAGUAAUAUUUUUGGAUAUAAAAUAUGUUUUAUUCUUAAUAGAGAUGUGUAGCUGGCUUUGCUUAAAAAGUGUAAACACUGUGGCUCUUUGGUGCUAUAAAAACAUGUUUGUUUUCAGCACCACAAACAGCAACAUUAGUUCAACCAAUGGCAUGAGUUUGGGGCGGGGCUGUAUGUGUUUGCCAACCAAUGGAAGACAAGGUGAGUCAAUAAAUAAAAUAUUUCAUGAGUGCUCACCAGUGAUGAAAACUCUUUGUAUAGGCCUAUUUGUUUGACCUUUAACCUUGUCAUUUUCAGCCUGUAAAUAUUAAUGAUCUUGAACAAGCUCUCAGUGAUAGUGAACUUGUCUGUUGAAAUAAAUUGUGAAAUCCUAACAGAGUGUCAUUAACAAAGCAUCAGAUGUUGCUUGGAUCAUGUGACCUAGCUUCAUAUGUGUUUGGAUAUAGUAACGGGAGGGCCGAGCUCCCUCUGUGGCUCUUUCUAGAUAUAACUGCAUGAAAAAGACAAAAAAAGAGAAUUUUGCUGCUUUCUAUGUUCUUGACACCAGCCGUCAUUCUGAGUGUGAGCGCUCAGAAGGUAACGACCAUGUCUCAAAGCUGUUACAGACGUGUUUUCUUGUGCUUGUAAUACAUCUAUCUGCCAGUAGAUGACGCUUUUAUUUGAUUGUAUAUUUGAGCGCUGUAUAUUUGAGGAAUGAGGAUUGUCUCUUGUGUAGGUCUGAUGUUUCAUUGUCUUUGAGAUGUCUUCAUGUUGUGGACUAACUCAUUUCAGUCUGAAUGUAACACCCGGACAACAACUGUAUUGUACAUUCAGCUGCUCUGUAAAGCUGCCUGCUCUUUCUUCUGCUUUGAUGUAGAGAUGAUGUCUAUGUUUGACCUGUGAACAUUUUUGUACGUGUCUGAAUUCCAUUCUUGACAAACAACUCUUGAAUUUCUGGAA